GUGGAGUAUGAGCUUGAUGAAAAAAUGCUGCAAUUGCCGUUCAGAUUUACCGGAAUCGAAUGGAAACGGGGGAUCGGUCCAGUGCGAAAAAUGUCAGAAAAAUGAGGCAAAGUAUGGAAAGCCGACAACGUGCAAAUUUUGCCAGCUACCGGCAGCUUUUCACGAGGAAAAAUGCGUUUAUUGUUCACAUUCCGAGCGCAAGUUCGGUGCUCCAAUCCCCUGUGCAAACUGUAAACUACGUGCAGCAUUUACUAGAGAUCCAAAAAAGGCCAAGCCUACAUUGUGUCGUAUGUGUGUGCUCCAAGCACGUGCCAAUAAACUAACAAAUUUGGCUGGUGUAGCCAUUUCGUCGCAUGAACACUCCGGCCAGAAACGCAAGCGAGAGGAGAAGAAGAAGGUUGACAAGUCGCAGGCUGAACCUGCAAAGAUAAUCAAACGAGAUCCAUUUGCUGAUUCUGGCGAGAAUGUGAUGCUUGUUCAACAACUUCGCGAUCAGAUCGCGAAACUUAACUCGAUAGUCGCGCAGAAAGAGGCUGCUAUGCUGGAAAAAGACAAAAAGAUAGCAUCAUUGCAAGCAGAUUUGAUGAGUGCGGAGAGAAAGCAUCGUGAGAAGGUUGAACAGCUUCUAAAGGACAAGGAUGAAGCAAUUCAGAUGAUGAUUGAAAGGCAAAGACAAGCUAACAAACAGGUGAAGAAGUAAACUUCAUUGAUCGUUCAGGUUGCAUGAACAUUUCGUUACAGGUAUAGAAACUAUCUUAAUGAUUAGCUCACUGACUAAACUUUCAAGAGAUUGUUGGUUUUAUACUAACAAGAUUUUAUAUUCAUGUAUCAUAUCAUUAAGUUAUUUUAGUCUAAUCAACUCACUACUUGAUUUUCUAUUCUUGUUGUCUUUGUUUUAUCUUGCCUAUAAGGCUCAUAAUUUAUUCAUUUUCCAAUAGCUCCACAGUAGGCUCAUUCUUGUAUUCAGUGUUUAUAAGCUCUGAUCUGAUAUUAUUUGUGAUUUUGUGUUGAUUUGCCUUUGUGAUAGCGGUAAUUUCAUUUAUUUGGGAUGAAUAUCGCGAAA
Cylicocyclus nassatus is the source of this 1063-nucleotide messenger RNA. The record is from the annotation of a GenBank genome assembly. NCBI's taxonomy places the organism in Eukaryota, Metazoa, Nematoda, Chromadorea, Rhabditida, Strongylidae.